Oncorhynchus kisutch (coho salmon) is the source of this 3433-nucleotide messenger RNA. RefSeq names its product adenosine deaminase 2-A. Gene Ontology annotation, molecular function: adenosine deaminase activity. The transcript is spliced from 10 exons. The record is from RefSeq and is a predicted model, not a curated record. Bases 187 to 1701 code for a protein of 504 amino acids. Gene Ontology annotation, biological process: adenosine catabolic process; inosine biosynthetic process. Lineage: Eukaryota; Metazoa; Chordata; Actinopteri; Salmoniformes; Salmonidae.
UUAAUACAUGAACGCGGCAUUACACUUUCAGCCUACAGAACUGAUUUUGUUGUUGUUGUUGUAACAGUUGUUGUUAUAGUAUAGAGCAGUAUAGGAGUACCCAUUCAUCACUUCACUUUCACGGACAGGUUUGUUCAGUGCCUAUCUAUUCAGUGUUGACCAACAUUGAUUAGCCACACCUUCCCCAUGUUGCACUGGCCAGAGAGCCACCAGGUGGCUAUGGUGUCAGUCCUGCUGUGCUGGUUGACCCUGUGCUGGUGCAGCCCUGACCCUAGGCUCAGAGAGUCUCUGAUGCACCAGGAGGCCUCCCGGCAGACAGGGGGCAGACUGCUGCUGACAGAGGCAGAGCUGCGGCUCAGUGCACAGCUGCACAAACUGAAGGAGCAGGAGAUGAAGAGCUCGGACUUCCCUCCUGCCUUGCACUUCUUCAAGGCAAAGCCACUCAUCCAGCGCAGCCUCAUCUACAGCCUACUGCAGAGGAUGCCCAAAGGAGCAGCACUUCAUGUCCAUGACUUCUCCAUGGUGGGAGUGGAGUGGCUGGUAAGGAAUGUGACGUACCGGCCAUAUUGCUACAUGUGCAUUACAGAGGACCAGUCAGUUCGAUUACUCUUCUCCUCUGGUCAGCCCAAACCAAAACCUCAGUGCUCUUCUUGGAUGCUGCUGGAGACCCUGAGGGCCAAAACAGGCAAUACCACUGACCUUGACAAUAGCCUCAUCCGCAACCUCACACUUUUCACUGAGGACCCAGAGGCUGCCUAUCCCAGCCAAGAUGUCGUUUGGAAAAGGUUUGAGCAGGCGUUCACUUCGGCUUGGGGACUAGUCACCUACGCUCCUGUGUUCAAGGACUAUUACUAUGAGGGCCUGAGGCAGUUCUACAUGGAUAGUAUCAUGUAUCUGGAGCUGAGGGCUUUGCUUCCAGAGACAUACGAGCUGGAUGGGAGCACACAUGACAGUGCCUGGGGCCUCAAGACCUAUCAGGACGUGACCAGGCAGUUUGUGUCAGAGCACCCAGACUUCCUUGGAGCUCGUGUCAUCUUCACUGUGCACAGGCGGCUGAAUGCAUCAAUGGCAUGGAAGGCAGUGGAGGAGGCUAUGAACCUACAGAAAGUCUUUCCAGAGAUCAUGGCUGGAUUUGACCUAGUGGGUCGGGAAGAUAGUGGAAGACCCCUCUGGUACUUCAAGGAGGCCUUGUCUCUGCCAGGCGAGAGAGGAAUCAACCUUCCAUUCUUCUUCCACGCAGGAGAGACUGAUGAAGAGGGCACUGAUGUGGAUGGGAACCUACUGGAUGCUUUACUGUUCAACACGUCUCGCAUCGGCCAUGGCUUUGCCCUGCUGCGCCACCCCGUGGCCAAGGCCCUUUCUAGGAGGAAAGGGGUGGCUGUAGAGGUGUGCCCCAUCUCCAACCAGGUACUGAAACUGGUCUCAGACCUGCGGAAUCACCCAGCUGCUGUUCUGAUGUCAGAGGGCCAUCCCCUGGUGAUCAGUUCAGACGACCCAGCCAUGUUUGGAGCUUCUGGCCUCUCCCAUGAUUUUUACGAGGCGUUUGUGGGUUUAGGUGGAAUGAACUCUCACAUAGGAACUCUCAAGGAACUGGCCAUGAACUCCAUCAGGUACAGCUCUCUGUCACCACAGCUGAAGGAGAAAGCAUUGGAUUUGUGGCAGAGAAAAUGGGACAAGUUUGUCUCAGAGAACUCACAAUAGAGUCCUGCUGGAGCAGAGGAGUGGUCAUUCGGAAGCUAACUGUGACAGUGGGAUCACCCCAGUCUGUGAGCCUGUUGCUUGUGCCCCAUAGGAAGGGAAUGAUAUUUGGAAAUGUUGUUCAAAAUUCAGACAAGGGACAGGAUGUAGGUGUUAUUGAAACAUCAUUUUUGGUAUUUUUCUUUGCCUACGAUGCUGUAGACAGUUUGGCAAAUUAGGGUUGAGAAGGAAAAAGAGAACAAGUUCAUAUCGCCCUCACGUGGAUAGGGUGUGUAUAACACUCCUGUAAGAUAUCAAUCAGGAGACCACACUGCUGUCACCUCCUACAAAAUGGAGGCCCCUGACAGAAGUUGAGUUCACUAGUCAAGGAGUCAUGAAGGAAGCUGUUUUUUUACACAAAGGCAUUUGAUCAUUAUUAUUUCAGUUGCAGAUAAUUGUAUUUGCACUGUAAUUGUGAAUUCAAGGAGACUCUACAUGGUAAUAGAGCACAGUGAGAAAAAGAUUACACCGAAUGAACUGACCAGCUAGUCUUUAAUAGCAUUUUAUGCUGGUAAUGUGAUUUUAAUGGAGAACAUGUGCAUUUGUUUUGUACAGAUUUAAUUAAUUAUACGGACACGUUGUGACAAAUGCAUGCAGAACAGUAGGCAAUGCCUUAUUCAUAGACAUACUUUUCUAUGAAGACUUUUUUGAUUGUAUUUUUUUAGUUUUGAAUUAAGGGAAGGAAAACAUCAGAUUUGUUCAUUUGUUUCAAAUCAUUUAUCUACAUUUUCACUUUUUAAUACAAGAAACAUUUCUCCAUAAUAGUCUAAUAAUGCAUGGCAUAGUAAGUAAGGCCCUGUCAUCCUUUAUCGACUGCUGGUGUUGAACUGGGAGAAGUAACUGUCAUCUGGGAUGUUAGUGUACACCUUCUCCAAAUACUUUGUCCUGAAAGGAGAAGAAUGCAUUGGUCUAGAACUGAUAUCAAGAACAAAACUGUAGGCAUUUGAUAUGUCGUCUAUGCAAUGCUAUGGGCAGGUCAACAAGCUCUAGGGCUGGAUUCAAUCCGUAUCGCGGAAUAUCACGAUAAAUAUUGCAUAUGUCUGCUCAAUCGCAAAUUACCUUUACAUUUUAACGCUGAAUGCAGUCUCUGAACUAGGGAACAUUGUCUUUAAAUUUCAAUCGAACGAUAACGCGGAUCUUCCGCAAAAUGGAUUGAAUUGAGCUCCUAGUUGAUCAUUAAUGUGUGUCCAUUAAGUGUGCUAAUCUUGUUGAUCAGUUUCUUCUGCACAAUUGAAUUAUUUCUGAGCACAGAAGUGUUAAAGAAAACUUUUUUUUUUAAAUUUGACAAACAAUGAUGCUGUAUGGUAAUGAAGCCCAACAGUACAACAUCAAACAAAGCGAAAGGUAUACAGCUGCGUCCAUGUGUCUAAACCUUAACAUAUGGAAAGUGUCUUACUGUUCAUGGUGGGCCUCAGCCAGCUGUGCGUUGGUGUUAUCCUGGGUGCGACGGAGCUGCUUGUUGAUGCGGGCCUGCUGUCUCUCCAUUAGUAGGGCGGUUCGAGCCGAGGCCACACGGAACCGGUCCUGCUGGAGCUCCUCCUGCUGCUGCUCCGCCUGAAUUCUCUGCACAACCAAACAUGAAGAGAAGGUUAACACUAUUUAUGGGUGUUGCGAUCUACUCUCGCUUUUGGUCCUCUUUCAGAAGAUGGAGAGUGCAACAUACUGCAAUAAAAACAUCUCUACUCAAGGUAAACAA